AUGGACAUGAUGACGGCAGGGACAGUCUCGUUUACGCCGGCCACGGCGUCUGGGUCAGAUAUCCAUUCGAAUUUGAGCUCGAAUUUUGCCGCGACUUCGUCUUCAUCUUUGGGUUCUCUAACGGACUAUUCCAACUACCCUCUGGCACGACAAGGUGACCGUACCUAUCUCCGCGACCCGGAAAAUAUCUAUCCUUUACCAUGCGAUCUACCCGAAAUCCACCGUCAGACCCUGCGCACAAUGAUGCUGCUGCGCGUCUUUGGCGGCCCGUUUUGCAAUCCGUAUCUGGCCAAUCGCCCACCUAAACGCAUCCUGGAGAUCGCGUGUGGGUCUGGUCUAUGGUCUGGUCUGUGUCACGAACAUUUUGUUCGUCGUGGCCAGCCAAACGUGGGGUUUGUCGGAAUCGACUUUAUUUCCUUGGCUCCAGAUCUGCGCAAACAGGGAAUGAAUUGGCAGUUUAAGCGACAUGACCUGCGAAAGCCACGCCUCCCGUUCCCGGAUGACUAUUUUGAUUUUGUCUUUAUUAAAGAUGCGGGCAUGUGUCCCUCUAGCCCGGCGCAACAAGCCUCGGGAUUAAGUGAACCUCUUCGAGUCUUGAAAUCGGGAGGAGUCUUGGAAGUGUGGGAUUCAGACUGGGUGUUUCGCUCGCUACUACCCAACCCGGCACCAGCCCGGAAAAGUUCUUCGAAAGAACAAGAGACUGCGGAGGCUACCGCUACCUAUACAUUUUCAUCUGCCACGCCCUUUACAGCGGCUCAGAACAAAUAUCUUGUCGACUACAACUCAUGGGUCGAGAAGUCCUUUGACCGGCGAAAACUCACUGCAGUUCCUUGUGCCACCAUUGGCUUGUCCUUCAACUCCGAGGUCGACCUCUUGGAGCAUGUGGAUAGCCGACGAAUUGCAAUUCCACUGGGAGAUUCGCGAUGGGAGCGAGAGGGUCAAGGGAAAGAUCCCAAGGGCCGUCCACGCAAGGCAUUGACUCCUGACCAGAUUUCUAUUCGUCGAACUGCUCUUCUCACUGUGGUCCAAAUGAUCGAAGGGCUGGAGCCCAUGCUUAUGGAAGCCAGCGGGAAAGGCCGUGAUGAAUGGGAUAGGUGGUGGGCCGCAAUGACUGCAGACCUCUUCCAAAAGGGGGGCCUUGCUAGUGGCGAGUGUCUCGAAGUGAGUGCCUGGUGGGGUCGAAAGAAAUGA
Penicillium malachiteum is the source of this 1191-nucleotide messenger RNA. RefSeq names its product class I SAM-dependent methyltransferase. The coding region runs from base 1 to 1191 and encodes 396 amino acids. The transcript has a single exon. Gene Ontology annotation, molecular function: methyltransferase activity. NCBI's taxonomy places the organism in Eukaryota, Fungi, Ascomycota, Eurotiomycetes, Eurotiales, Aspergillaceae. The record is from RefSeq and is a predicted model, not a curated record.